GUCUGGACAUCUUCCCAGUGAGUCUCAGCACGCCUGCCUCUGUUCUUGCAGAACUGCCUGCGGCCCGCUCGGCCCUCCGUGCUGCCUCCAGCACCAGCGCUGUACGAGCUGCGUCGGCUGCCGCCUUGCGCAUGCCCCAGGAGCAGGUAGCCGUGGUUCUCCACAAUCAGAUGAACAUCUCCUCGAGGCGUUUGGCAGAGAACGAAGAGGCUUUCUCGAACCUGACGCUCUACAGCCUUAUUCUCGGGCGCAGCAACGCCACAGAGGUGGUGCUACAGAUCCAGGAGCUGCUGGCUGGUGGAAGCCCUGCACUGCUCUUCGAGGAGUCACUCAGGACCAGCCUCCCCGAGCUCUUGGGCGACCAGGCUCCUUCCUUGCUGGCGGCACUCGCAGAUGAGGUCACUUCGGGCUGGAUCUCAUCUCUGCACAAGUUGCAGGACUCGGAGAUCCUCCUGACCUUGGUGCCCUCCUCCGACUUUGCAGCCACCCUCCCACCAGAGCUGGAUGACUUCCUGGCCAAG
Symbiodinium necroappetens is the source of this 521-nucleotide messenger RNA. The record is from the annotation of a GenBank genome assembly. NCBI's taxonomy places the organism in Eukaryota, Dinophyceae, Suessiales, Symbiodiniaceae.